AUGGCAGAUCGUGAGCCAGCAUACGAUCCCUGGCCAGCUGGUGGAUCAGCUGAGGACCGACACCAAGCAAAGAUGGACAGAAUAAAUAAAGACAUGGAUGCUGCAAAGGCGGCGAUGAAUGACAACAUCAGAUUAGCGAACACUCGUGGCGAAAACCUUGAUACUCUCCGAGAUAAGACUGACCAUCUGCAAAAUCAAUCUCAAAGUUUUCGAAAAGGUGCAAACAGGGUUAGGAAGCAGAUGUGGUGGAAAGACAUGAAGAUGCGAAUUUGUAUCAUCGUUGGCAUCAUCAUCCUUCUCAUUGUGAUCAUUGUACCAUCUGAGCGAGAUCAGAUCGGCCAGGCAUACAGAUACAAUUGCAGCUGCCGCAUGUCGGUGAGCAGUAUGAUAGCAGUUCGACCAGCUUCACAGGCAGCAUCUCAAGCUGUCCGCUGCUUGGUGCGGUCUUGUGCUUCACCUGCUCUUCGUCAAACAUGCAAACUCUCACAGCGGUCCAGUCUUCUGUAUCUAGCCCACCGAGACUAUUCCUCUCCUUCUGAGCAUCAUCUUUCCACUCGGUCUACGGUGGUCCAGCUACUCAGCAAUAUUGGGUCAAAGAGGGAGGUCCAGCAAUAUCUAUCACAUUUCAGCUCUGUUUCCUCUCAACAGUUUGCUGUGAUAAAAGUCGGAGGCGCAAUCAUUACGGAGCAUCUACAGACCCUUUCUUCGGCACUCGCGUUCCUGAAUCAUGUCGGACUCUACCCGGUGGUCGUUCAUGGAGCAGGACCACAAUUGAACAAGCUGCUAGAGGACUCUGGUGUUAAGCCCCAGUUUGAGGAUGGUAUUCGGAUUACAGAUCCAAAGACCCUAGGGGUGGCCAGAGCGUUGUUCUUGGAAGAAAACCUAAAACUAGUGGAGGAGCUUGAAAGGCUGGGCGUACGAGCUCGCCCGAUCACAUCAGGUGUUUUUUCAGCGGACUAUCUAGACAAGGAGAAGUACAAUCUGGUGGGAAAGAUUAACAAAGUUGACAACAGGCCCAUUGAGGCGGCGAUUCAGGCCGGGUGCCUUCCUAUUCUGACUUCCAUGGCGGAAACAUCGGCUGGGCAGGUGCUCAAUGUCAACGCAGAUGUCGCUGCCGGCGAGCUUGCUCGAAGUAUCCAACCUCUCAAGAUUGUCUACCUCUCUGAAAAAGGAGGCCUUUUUAAUGGCGAUACCAAGGAGAAAAUCUCGGCAAUCAACCUUGAUGAAGAGUACGACCAUCUGAUGACUCAGUGGUGGGUACGGCAUGGGACGAGACUAAAGAUUAAAGAAAUGAAGGAGCUAUUGACAGAUUUGCCAAGAAGUUCAAGUGUGGCUAUCAUUCAUCCAGCUGACCUUCAGAAAGAACUGUUCACGGACACUGGGGCUGGUACACUGAUCCGACGAGGAAACAAGGUACACGUGAACACUUCCUUGUCUGAAUUCGAAGACCUAGAGAAACUUAAAGAGGUCCUCGUGCGAGAUCGUGAGGGUCUCGACUCGAAAGCCGUUGUUGACCGCUACUUGAAAAGCUUGGAAGACAGAGAUUUCCGAGCGUAUUUUGAUGAGCCCAUGGAGGCACUUGCCAUCGUCCUGCCGCCUCAGCAAAACGCGUCGAUUGCGCACCUGGCUACGUUCACAAUCACGAAAGCUGGAUGGUUAACGAACGUUGCGGAUAAUGUGUUUGCAAGUAUUAAAAAGGAUUAUCCUAUGCUUAUGUGGACUGUCAAGGAAGACGAUGAGAAUUUGACCUGGUUCUUCGAUAAGGCGGAUGGCAGCCUUUCCAAAAGCGGUGAAGUUCUGUUUUGGUACGGCAUCGAAAAGAGCGAUGACGUCAAAGAACUUAUGCUCGAAUUCACGAAGCAUGGGAGGAAGAUGUUCGGAGACAUCAACCUGGAAUCAAGGUUGCAUCGGGCAUUCAGGACAGUAUCAAACGUUAUGGCUAGCGCCACGAAUGUGCAACAAGCCAGGGCAUACUCGUCGGCUGCAAGUCCGUUGCACUCAUAUCGAUUAAUCCGAAGGCAACUUGCGCAGACAUCGCCGGGUCGUAGCUACGCGACCACCACCAACCCAAACCCUCCAUUAGGCGACAAGAACAAUUCCAAUUCUCGACCAGCAAAAGUGGCUUUGAUCGGCGCCCGGGGCUAUACCGGUCAAGCUCUUAUUGAUUUACUAAACCAUCAUCCAAACAUGGACUUACAACACGUCUCAUCACGAGAACUAGCAGGUCAAAAACUGAAGGGUUACGAGAAGAAAGAAAUAACCUACGAGAAUUUGAGUGCCGAAGACGUGAGACGCAUGGCAGAAGAUGGUCAGAUAGAUUGCUGGGUAAUGGCACUGCCGAAUGGCGUUUGCAAACCAUUUGUUGACGCUAUCAACUCCGGCUCCAAGAACAGCCUCGUGAUUGACUUGAGUGCUGACUAUCGAUUUGACUCUGAAUGGACAUACGGCCUACCGGAGCUGAUCGACCGGUCAAGAAUCGCAAAGGCAACCCGUAUCUCAAAUCCUGGAUGCUAUGCGACGGCGGCUCAGCUUGGAAUUGCGCCUCUUAUUCCGUAUCUUGGAGGGCAGCCGACGGUAUUUGGUGUUUCCGGCUACUCUGGUGCCGGGACCAGACCCAGUCCCAAGAACGACGUACAAAACCUGACAAACAACAUCAUUCCGUAUAGUCUGACGGACCAUAUCCACGAGAAGGAAAUAUCUGCGCAGCUUCAGGAGGACAUUGCUUUUGUACCUCACGUCGCGGUAUGGUUCCAGGGAAUACACCAUACUAUAAGCAUUCCACUGAAGGACGAGAUGAGCUCAAGAGAUAUUAGAACGCUGUAUCAGGACAGAUAUGCAGGAGAGAAGCUUGUCAGGAUCAUUGGGGAGCCGCCGCUAGUCAAGAACAUUGCUGGACGCCAUGGCAUAGAAAUUGGCGGUUUUGCUGUCCAUUCAAGCGGAAAGAGAGUGGUGAUCUGUGCUACGAUUGACAAUCUGCUAAAAGGGGCUGCCACACAGUGUCUCCAAAACAUGAACCUUGCACUGGGAUAUUCGGAAUACGAGGGCAUCCCUCUGGAAAGAUAG
This is a messenger RNA of Endocarpon pusillum Z07020, 3063 nucleotides long. RefSeq lists its product as uncharacterized. The record is from RefSeq and is a predicted model, not a curated record. NCBI's taxonomy places the organism in Eukaryota, Fungi, Ascomycota, Eurotiomycetes, Verrucariales, Verrucariaceae. The transcript is spliced from 4 exons. Bases 1 to 3063 code for a protein of 1020 amino acids. Gene Ontology annotation, biological process: L-arginine biosynthetic process; vesicle-mediated transport. Gene Ontology annotation, molecular function: NADP+ binding; arginine binding; N-acetyl-gamma-glutamyl-phosphate reductase (NADP+) activity. Gene Ontology annotation, cellular component: mitochondrial matrix; membrane; cytoplasm.